Leptopilina heterotoma is the source of this 1402-nucleotide messenger RNA. Its product is annotated as venom acid phosphatase Acph-1-like. Bases 148 to 1314 code for a protein of 388 amino acids. Gene Ontology annotation, biological process: dephosphorylation. The transcript has 6 exons. The record is from RefSeq and is a predicted model, not a curated record. Gene Ontology annotation, molecular function: phosphatase activity. Lineage: Eukaryota; Metazoa; Arthropoda; Insecta; Hymenoptera; Figitidae.
AAAAUUUAUCUCAUACUAAACGUUAUUGUCUUCUUGGAAACUUGGCGUUGUGCUUUCUAUUAUUAGAAAAUUUAAUAAAAAUCCAAUUUUUAAAGUAAAAAAAAAAACUGUUUCAUUUCCCAAUUAAUAAAAUUUUAAUUGAGUAAAAUGAAAUUAUAUUUUAUUUCUUGGGGAUUGCUAUUAAUUGCAAUAUGCAUUUCAUGUGAAGAAUUAUCGGACAGUUUUGCUCUUCCAAAGAAUUUUGAACUGAAGAUGGUCAAUGCUCUAUUUAGACAUGGAGAUCGUACACCACAUCCAUUUUAUUAUGAGACGUACCCGAAAGAUCCAUUUGCAAAUGAGACAUACUUUCCUAUGGGAUAUGGGGCUUUAACAAAUAAGGGCAAAUUAAGAGCCUUUGAAUUAGGUACUUUUUUGAGGAGAAGAUAUAAUCAAUUUUUGGGUACCACUUAUAUUCCUGAAGAUAUUUAUGCUAGAAGUACACAAAUAGAUAGGGCACAGAUGACCCUACUUCUUGUUCUAGCUGCUUUGUAUCCUCCAGAUGCGCUUCAGAAAUGGGAACCGACUUUAAAUUGGCAGCCCAUACCAAUAACGUAUGAAAAAGCUGAUGAUGAUGUCUUACUAUUUGCCAGAAAAUGUCCCAAAUUCAUGAAAAUGUUCGAAGAAAUAGAAAAAUUAGACGAAGUAAAACAAUUGUUUGUAAAAUAUGAACCGCUUGCAACAAAUCUAACAAAAUUGACGGGAAAGAAUGUUAAUAGUCCUUCUGAAAUAUUUAAUUUUUUCAAUUUACUUGAUUGCCAAGAAUCAAUGAAUUUAUCGUAUCCAAUUUGGGCUAAAGAAACAUUAUUGGCCAAUAAAGAUUUCCAGGAGGCUGUUGACGUAUUAGAAAAAAUGAGAAACUACAAUAACGCACUGAAAAAACUGAAUGGAGGGCGACUUUUGAACCAAAUAACAAGUGAUAUGGUAGCCAAACAGAUCGGAAUGUUGAAACAAGGAACAAAAAUUAAAUUUUACAGUGCUCAUGAUUUUAAUGUGAAUGCACUUAUCUAUGCUCUUGGUGUAACAGAAUUUAAACGUCCCUUCUAUUGUAGUGCAGUAAUCUUAGAAAUGUAUAGUGAUGAAAAAAACAACUAUUACGUACAGAUUCUGUAUUAUCAUGGAGAUACAAAAAAGGUGGAAAUUUUAGAAAUACCGAAUUGCUCCUCAAUGUGUGAAUUUAAUAAAUAUCAGGAGUCAAUAAAAAAUGUAGUUCCAAUUAAGGAGAAAUUGGAAUGUUGUGAUAAUGGCUUGGAACAUUGUUCUUUAAACAUUAAUUAAUUUUUCUUACUAAUGUUUACUUGUAAAAUGUUAAACAAAAAGUGAAUAAAUAAAUGAAGAGCUAUUGCUCUCUAUAACUGAAAGAGAA